This is a messenger RNA of Clonostachys solani, 1968 nucleotides long. The record is from the annotation of a GenBank genome assembly. Lineage: Eukaryota; Fungi; Ascomycota; Sordariomycetes; Hypocreales; Bionectriaceae.
AUGGAGGUGAGAAAGUCCAGGGAGAGAAGGGCAUCAAGGACUAUAUUCACAUCGUACGCAGAGUACCCAUGCCAGAGAUGCAGCUCAAGAGGGAUCGAAUGUCUCUAUUCAAUCAAAGACAAGGCCGUCCUUGUCCCCGAGGACUACUUGCGGCGCAUAGACAGUACAUUGAAUGAGCUGAAAGAAAUGAUUCGGGCGAAUGGCUCUCACGUUUCAACCACACAGGCCAGUACCGAUGCCGUAGCGGAAUCAAGUGAGCUACCUCACGGGGAUCAGAAUGUAGCUAUCCAAGCGCUUGUCGACGAUUCCACCCCCGAGUCCUUCAUUCGCAAGAUGAGAGAGGUUCUCCAACCUGGCAAUCAGACGAGCAGCAAUAUGUGGUCCACGAGGCUGCCCCCGAUGUUCCCGGGCAGCCGCCGCUCAGCCAGCCUUGGUUCCGCGCCGGACCAACAGCGGUACACAGUUAUGCGAUUUGACAGCCUUCAAACGAAUCUGGACUUCAAACUCCCUACAUAUUCCUAUGCCGUGAAACUGGUCACCGUAGCGGAGCGACUGUUUGGGGAUUACCACACAUUCCUGCGCAGGAGGUUCUGGAGGGAUCUCCAUGGGACAUACAGAGACUUCCAGUCGUACUCAGUCAACCGGAAUUGGCUCUGUAGGCUGUCGCUCAUCUUGGCUAUUGCGGAAGCCGGGGCAGCGAAUGACUCGUCAAUCGCGACUGCUGCGUCAUCGAGAGAGGAGAAUACUUCCUCUGCCUCGGAAACCGAUGAAACAACCCCAUCGGCCCUAUCAUCAGGGAUUGAGCUUUUCGAGCAAGGUCUCCUCAUGCUCAAGGUCUCGUACGAGGAACCAACCGUGGAUGAUAUCGAGGCUCUCAAUCUCGCUUCUCAUUGCAGUUACAUCCUCAAUCGUAGAAAAUCCGCAUACGCGUACGCAGGCCAAAGUAUCCGUCUAGCGCGCAGCCUCGGUCUCGAUAGACCUGCACCAUCAUCGCUCUCCAAUGUCGAGCGGGAGCACAGGAAGCGUGUCUGGUGGACUGCCUUUUGCAUCGACCGAUCAACCAGUGCCGAGCUCGGUCUAUGCCCCGCCUAUGCUCGCAAAGCCGACAGUCUUGGCCUCCCCGACUCGAGUUCUCUCACCUCGGAGGAAAAGGAGGAGUUUUACGACACAGAAUUGCUGAUCAUGCAAAUCAAAGUGUGCGAGAUGAAGAGCGAUGUGAUCGAAACAGUUGGCACGCUGAAGAACAAGGACAUUGAGCACCCGUACGAGAUCAUUGGGGAGUGCCUGGACCGGUUGAAUGCAAGCAAGGGGGCUUUCCCGCAUGACGUUUGUUCGUCUAACAAGAUUCAGCAAGAAUACAGUCAUUUAGACGCCCGAGUAUUGUCAUCAAUGUUGCUGCGGUACAAUCAGUGCUACAUACUCCUCCUUCGACCCAUCCUGCUUCAUCAAUUCGCUUUUGUUCUGCGCAAAGAUGUUGUCAUUACCCUCUCAGACGACAUUCGCUCCAUCAAUCAAAUCUGUCUCGAAGCUGCGCGGAGCAACGCGAAGAUCCUGCUUAACCUGGCUGGCUCACAGAAGCUAGUCAAAUACGGGUACUGGGACUCCGUCCAUCUCUUCUCUAGUCUGAUGAUCCUGAACCUUGCCAGUCUCAUAAGCCGCAGGCUCCAAGGCGCGGGCCAGUCAAGCAAAGAGGAGACGGAAAAUGACGUUUCAAUGUAUCAGCAGGGUCGUCGUAUUCUGCUGGGACUAGCAGAAGCAGGGAACGUCCCCUCAAAACAUCACCUGAGUAUGCUCGAAGAAGUAGAGGCGAUUGGGGAGAUUCACUCGUGGCCGGGAGACAGCGAGCUAUCCGGAUCAGAGAACGUUGGGAUCGAGCUGGGAUUCGACAACUGGGGCGAACUGAUAGUUCCUCCAGACCUUAAUUUCGAUGUUUUUAAUCCUUCCUCCUCAUAUUUUCAGUUCAUCUAA